CAGAAAAGAUGUAAUUUCAAUAGAUGCCUGUUUUUAUGCUCAAUCAAAGCACAUGCACAUUAGUUUAUGUAGCCUAGGUGGUCUGUCAUUUGCUGUGGUGGGCAAUACAAUUCACAGCAGAAUUCAGCAUGGACAGCUUCCCUGACCUCCAUAAUUACUGUCACUUCCUUGGAUUCGCCACACAGCGUCGUUGCUCGGCGGAGGUCACCGCAAGUCAAGUGGCGGUACAGUCAGUGAGGGCGAAGCAUCCAUCUCUGACUUGGUAUCAGAAGUUCCAUGCGGCAGUAGUUGCUAGAUGCUCAUAAAAAGAGAACGGUUUGCCGUUACCAUGCAGCGUAACCAUCGCAACAACAUCCUGGUUACUUCAUGUCUGAAGACGCCUGUGGACCCUUUCACCAAGGCACCCGUGGCUCUGUAUGAACGGGAGAGAACUCUGCCGUACGCGACGAGGACUCAAAUGGAUAACAGAGAUUAUGAAAAAGAGCUGGAGUACGACUAUGACUUCGACGACUCAGAAGAUGACCAACACCAACAUCACCACCACCACCAUCCCAACCAACAUCAACACCAACAUCACCCACACCAACAACAGCAUGCAUCUCCCCGCGGUGACCAUGAGCACCACCAUCAUCACCACGGCUCCCCAGAGAAAGGUACCACCAACCCCACCACCACCGCCACUGCCGCCACCAAGAACCCUGUCCUGAUCAAGGACUACCGGGUGACCGGGGACCACAUCGACCUGCGCGAGUUCUACUUCUCCAACGAGGAGUACUACAGGAAGCUGGAACAGCUGAAGCAGGCCCACCUGCACACCAUGGCCCAGCUGGAGGGCAUGUACCGCGAGAAGCUGCAGCUCAAGACGCCCCCCCCGCAUGGCCGCCGGCCGCCGCAUGGAGGAGGACCGCGCACUCAACAGUUACAGUUGGGCGGCAUCAGCCUGAUGCCUCCAUCGGCGUGUCAGCUGAAGAAGUCCCACUCGGCCCACGAGCUGAACAGAAUCUCACGAGUGUCCGACGUAUCCGAUCACGACGAUGACGAUGAUGAAGAUGCCAACGACGACGAUGAGGAUGAACAAGACGAGAACGAGAACCGGCCAGAGAAGGGUCUUCAGCAGUCGCCCAAGGAGCGCAUCAGGAACAUGUGGCAGAACUUUGCUGUUGAAGACGAGCCUCACCGUCGCCACCACCGUCAUCAUCAUCAUCAUCCCCAUCACCAUGACCACCAUCACCAUCAUCAUCAUCAUCAGGACAGUCAGCACCUUCACCCUCCCCAUCACGCAUCCUCCCCGUCGCUCCACGUCCAGACUAUGGAAGACCCUUACCAGCACAGUCCUGACCAACAGACACAAAGCCAGGUCAAAGUUCAAAGUCACAAAAAGGCCAAAAAGAAGAAGAAGAAGGCGACGAUGACGACGGUGACACCGACAGACCACGAGGGUGACGCCAGUGACAAGUGCCGGCCGCGCGUGACCAUGCCCGAGCCCUUCAACAUGACGCUGCGCGAGGCCAGCCGCAAGCGGCGGGGCGUCAAGACGCGCUCGGAGGUGGAGCGCGAGAACGAGGAGCUGCGGCGGCAGCUUGAGGAGCUGACGGAGUGCCAGCGCCAGUUCCGGGCCAGCCCCGUGCCGGCGCACGUCCGGCAGCCGCUCUACGAGAAGCUACGGCAGCAGCAGGAGGACAAACGGCGCCGCGCCAAGUCCGGGGAGCGCCAGGUACACGGGGGAGGAGCUGGAGCUGGCGAUCCAUCAGCUUCGCCUACACAGCCGUUCAGCUUCAUGGAGCGCGAGCGCCAGAGACGGGAGCACAGCGAGGAGCGCUUGCGGCAGCUGGCCGAGCAGGAGGCCGACGAGGAGUGCCAGAGGACCCGGUUCCGGGCCAAGCCCGUGCCUCGUGCGGUGCGCGAGGUGACCGCCGCCGGCGAGCGCCAGAAAGAGGAGCAGCUGUACCGCGCCAUCAAGGCUCAGAUGAGGGCCCGAGAGCUGCUGCACAGCUCCGCCAUGCCCCCCAGCAUGCUCACACGCCGCCUGGAGGAACGCAAGCAGAAGGAGCGCCAGGAGGAGGAGCGGGAGAGAGCGAGGCACCGGCCCAAGAUCAUCAGCGAGGUGCCGGACUUCGACGCCAGCUACCGGAGGUUCCAGAAGCAGCUGGAGAAGUCCAAGCGCGAGGUGCGGCCGCUGACGGCCUGCGAGCCGUUCCACCUGCGCACGGCGGAGAUUCCCUCGCGCCGUCUGCUGCGCUCGGCCAUGGGCGGCGUGGCCGGGAGCGAAGUGGACGCCAGUCCCAGAGACUACCGCUGGCCGUUCCUGUCCUCCCCGCCUGCCCCGGCGUCUCCUCGCUCCCCGCGACGCGCUCCUUCUAAUCCUGGUGGUGGCGGCUCUUCUCACCACCGCGCAUCUCUGUCCAGUCUCAACUCCUCGCUGUCGGGCAGUCAGGAGAUGCUCUCGGCCAAAAUCACAGACGCGUCUCGCAAGAGGCAAGAAGCCAUCAGGAAGGGCCUGGAGGAGAGGCAGAAGGCGGAGGAGGAGGAGAGGAAGUGGCAGGAGAGGCAGCGGGAGCGUCUGCGGAGGCUUCAGAAGGUCAUCAGCCGCCGAGCGCAGGCCAGCGACCCGCACCUCAGCCUGGCCCAGAGCUACCCCAUCAAGCUGCAAGAGUUCAGGAAGCAGGACCAGCAGCGGAGGAGAGAGUACCGUGAGGAGAUGAAGGAGAUCCAGGAGAGAGUCAAGGACAGACCCCUACUACUGGAACAAGUCACACGGAACAAUGCAAAGCUGGCGGCAGAGAGGCGCUACGCGGACGCCCUGAAGGCCUGUGGGCUGACCGAGGAGUUUGUGCGGGAGAAGGCCCUGAAGUGCAAACAAGUCAGACGCUCUCGCAGCGAGUCGCCCUCUCUACUGUCCUACCAGGGGGACAACACCAGACCACGGGUUAAGGAUACGCUGCUCCUGUCCGACAGCGUGAGUCUGGAUGGAACAGGUCAUGACUACCAAGACGACUAUGAAGAGUAUGACCAGGAGCAGGAGGAAGAGGAGCAAGAUGAGGAA
Engraulis encrasicolus (European anchovy) is the source of this 3043-nucleotide messenger RNA. RefSeq names its product FAM161 centrosomal protein A (gene fam161a). Gene Ontology annotation, cellular component: cilium. The record is from RefSeq and is a predicted model, not a curated record. Gene Ontology annotation, biological process: cilium organization. The annotation marks the transcript as partial. The transcript has 11 exons. NCBI's taxonomy places the organism in Eukaryota, Metazoa, Chordata, Actinopteri, Clupeiformes, Engraulidae.